UUGUUGUUGCCUAUAAUCAUUUCUUUUUCCCAAAAUUAUAGUGAAGAGUGAAUGUCCACAAGUAACAUCUUAACAGAGUUUUUCAAUAUGGAGGAGACCAAUAAGAACACAGUAGAAAACCAAGAAGAGGAAGAAGAAAAUCUCAAAUUCCAGGCAUCAGAGAUCGACUACGUCAGUUAUGGAGGAGAGCAUCACUUACCCCUCAUCAUGGGACUCGUCGAUUCUGAACUCAGCGAGCCCUACUCCAUUUUCACCUAUCGAUACUUCGUCUAUCUCUGGCCCCAGCUCUCUUUCUUGGCGUUUCAUAGAGGAAAAUGUGUGGGAACAGUGGUUUGCAAGAUGGGGGAGCAUCGAAAUACGUUUAGAGGAUACAUUGCCAUGCUUGUUGUCAUCAAACCCUAUAGAGGAAGAGGAAUAGCUACAGAACUUGUUACCAGAUCCAUUCAAGUGAUGAUGGAAUCAGGUUGUGAAGAGGUGACAUUAGAAGCAGAAGUCACGAAUAAAGGAGCGCUGGCAUUAUACGGUGGGCUUGGUUUCGUAAGGGCAAAGCGGCUCUUCCGCUAUUACUUGAACGGAGUUGAUGCUUUCCGUCUGAAGUUGUUGUUCCCUAGUCCUCUGUUACAUCCCUCCCUUUCAAUGAUGGCAGAAAGAGAUGACAGCCAUUGGCACAAUAAUGAUCACAUUCCGAUCGAAGAAUGUUCUGAAGUUCAUUGAAACAAGUCACUGUCACAACUCGGUACUGGUACUGGUGCUGCAUACAAGAGACCAACUGAUGAGGUAAAUUAUAAUAUGUUGUUGUAAUUAACAACGUUUCUUGUUGAGCUGAACAGUUUUUUGAAAAGCUUUAACAUAAGUGCUACCAUUUUUUUUGUAUCUCUGAAGAGCUUUUAGUAUAACAACUUUCAGAAA
Messenger RNA from Cannabis sativa, 909 nucleotides. RefSeq names its product N-alpha-acetyltransferase MAK3. Bases 52 to 714 code for a protein of 220 amino acids. The transcript has 4 exons. The record is from RefSeq and is a predicted model, not a curated record. NCBI's taxonomy places the organism in Eukaryota, Viridiplantae, Streptophyta, Magnoliopsida, Rosales, Cannabaceae. Gene Ontology annotation, cellular component: NatC complex. Gene Ontology annotation, biological process: N-terminal peptidyl-methionine acetylation. Gene Ontology annotation, molecular function: protein-N-terminal amino-acid acetyltransferase activity.